Anopheles nili is the source of this 2065-nucleotide messenger RNA. RefSeq names its product eukaryotic translation initiation factor 4E1 (gene eIF4E1). Gene Ontology annotation, molecular function: RNA 7-methylguanosine cap binding; translation initiation factor activity. Gene Ontology annotation, biological process: translational initiation. Lineage: Eukaryota; Metazoa; Arthropoda; Insecta; Diptera; Culicidae. The transcript is spliced from 4 exons. The record is from RefSeq and is a predicted model, not a curated record. Bases 64 to 720 code for a protein of 218 amino acids. Gene Ontology annotation, cellular component: eukaryotic translation initiation factor 4F complex; cytoplasm.
AAAAUUCUCUCCUUUUUUCACUGUAAAGUUCAGUAAAGAAGUUUUGCUGCAUAAGUAGUGAAUAUGGCUGGAAAAACCAGUGAAGAAGUUGAGCAACAACAGCAAACGGAAAAUGCAGAGCAAAACCAGAAUCAGGAGCUCGUCGAACAGUCAAGUGCGCCCGAAUCGGUUGAUCCAGAAUGUUUAAUCAAGCAUCCACUGCAACACACUUGGACCUUGUGGUACUUAGAGAUGGACCGCAACAGAUCUUGGCUAGAUUCUAUGAACCAAGUGAGCAGUUUCUCUACGGUGGAAGAUUUCUGGAGCCUGUUCAAUCACAUACGUGGACCGUCUGAGAUCAAAGUAGGUGGCGAUUAUAUGUUAUUUAAAUCGCAUAUUCGCCCGAUGUGGGAAGACGAUGCGAACAAACGCGGAGGUCGAUGGAUUGUUACCACGAAUAAGAACCUUUCAGAUAGAUAUUGGCUGGACACGGUUUUGUGUUUGAUCGGAGAGGCGUUUGAACACUCCGAUCAGGUCUGCGGGGCGAUCGUAAAUGUUCGUCUAAAGACUGAUAAAAUCUCCAUCUGGACCUCCAACCAUCAGAACCAAGUGGCUGUAAUGGACAUCGGACAAACAUAUAAGGACCGGUUAGGUCUCCGUCAGCAACUAGCUUACCACAUUCAUAAAGAUACGAUGUCCUCUGCGCCUGGUGGGUCUACGAAGGCUAUAUACAAUGUUUAAUACGUGAAGCUAUCUUUUAUUAACAUCUACUUUGGAGAGUGAAAACGGCGAUGUCGAAUGUAGUGAAGACGAGAACCUUGAACGAUGAUAUCGAAGAAAGCGCAAGAAAACUGGCGCAAUACAGAAGAAAAUGGAUUUCUUAUACUUAGAGAAUAACCUUUAGCUAGCGAUGGAGAGCGUAUUGAAUGCGAUUUUUACAUGUACUAGGGAGGAUGGAUCUGGUCAUAGAAUUGAGAUGGGAGAAGAGAAUAGAAAAAAAUGCAUCGGUAGAAGGCAAAAACAACUUGUGCUACAAUUUUUCUUGGUCAUCAUGAACGUAACAUUCACCUGACUCUUGCGACUGUUAGUAGACUUUACUACUAACCCUCAGAAAUGGAAUGAAUACUGUGGGACAGAUCUAUUAGAUUGCUCAAGAGGUGAAAAUGAGUUAGGCCAAGCCGCGCGAGUCAGUUUUUAGUGUGAAGUUAUUGCUAAAUUUGAGAAUCGAUGGUGUCUGUUCUUUUUGUAAUAUGCGGGAGUAAGUGCGCGAGAAGUCCGUUUGUGUUCAACUAGCAACAUUUGCCCCGAACGUAUGUUCUAAGUUUUUUUGCUAAGCUUUGCUUCAUUCUUCGUUUAUAUUUUUAUCAUUGAAGCCAAGUUGUACUGCAUUGAAUAAUUGGCAGAAAAAUACAGGGCUGAAGGGAGAUCGCGAAAAUUGCAAUAAUACCAUCUGGUAGUCAAUUUUGCAUGGUGCAAAAAAUCGAAGGCCUCGUUCAUGUGGUAACAUCCAUUCAUUAUUUUUAUAGUCCAUAUACAACAGGGACAAAAUAUUGAAACAGAAUCAUUGGUAUUGGGGUUUGCUUUGCAUAUAGAUCAGUAAAGGCAGCGGAAUGCUGAAUGUUCAUGCAUGCGCGAGCUGCUUGCAUUAUUUUUGCUGUUACGUUGGUAACCACAGAGUGAAUUUGUGGUUAAAAUUGAACAUGUAUAAUGAAAUUAUCUCUACUAAUUAUUGUAAUAUUGUUUAUGAAUAUUUUGAAUAUAUAAUCAUACUCGGCUUAUUUGAUUACAUUGAACAGGGAGCUACCGCUGAAUGAUUAAUUUGUAGAACCAUUUAUACUACUUUUUAUGUUAAAUCCCACUUUAUCAUAAAUUAUACAUUAAAGAAAAAUGAAAAAAUCGUUAUGGAAAAUAUAGACCCAGAAGUUAACAGUCAUCCGGAAUUAGUAUCAAUGCUUUGCAAAGCCGAAAUUCGUAAGAUAAUACAAAUGGAAUCAGAAAAUCGUGAAACUGGAUACCUGCAUGAUGAAAUUUUACAAAAACUAGUUCAGUAAGGAUGAAUGAGUGGAUCAGUCUGAUUUAUUUUGUA